AUGGCGAUCAAUUGGAGACUUCGGAGCACAGUAUUCCAGCUAAUAGCAGCGGUAUAUGCUGAACUGGGAGAACAAGGCUUCAAAGGCCGAUAUGCGUCAAUUGCACAAUACUUUGGCCCUGAGGCCUCUUACGACGCCAUCAAAUCAUUCUUUGCGAAAGAGGUUUCAAAGGCAGCAGACCAAUUGAAAGCCCAGAACCCCAGUCACCGUGGCUCUGGACGAGGUAUCCCUUCGAGAUGCCCAGCUGGACCUUCCCGCCGUCCUCCGCAUCUCUACUUCGAUGAUGAGGACAUAAGCGUCCUGACGCAGAGGGAGUUUGAAGCGGUAGAAGCUCGCGUCGGCCAUUCACUGCGAGGUCCUGCUAAGCGCCCUCGAGUAAUCAAGGCGUCACCGCACCCAUCACCUGGUCCAGAGGUCAUAUAUGCAGCAACUGUCGUCGAUGCGCCAGAAAGCCGGUCGAUUUCCGGUCAGGCAGCCAGAAAUCAGCAGGAGCCAAACAAUCCCACCCACGUUGACACAGUCCUGUCUCAUAGUGAGGUACAGAGCGGCUCAUCCUGUCCUCCCCCCCAAAGUGAUAGUGGUCCCAGUCGCAAGCGGCUAUUUUCAGAGCUCGGUGACAGCGCACAGCCUGAAAUCGACGAGUCCAGCCGCUGCAAGCAGCCGCCGCAAUUCGAGUCAUUCGGCUACGUCACCAAUCAAGGCCAGUAUCGAUGUGCUUUGUGCUUAAGCCAGCUACCCAGUCAGGAGGCGCUUGACCGUCACGAACGCAUCAGCCAGGAGCACCUCCGCAGCCUUAAAGAUGCAAAUAAGGUGGCCAAGGGUCGGGAGAAACUAGCUCAGCUUACCAUAAUGCCGCGCGCUAGAGUUGAUCCAAACCCGCCAGCGUCUCUGCAGCCUCAGAGAGUUAGCGAUCUUCACGAGACGUCCAAGCUACAUCAACCCUGUGGGCCCUCAAAUGCUGCUCCGCCAGCAGGAAACAUCCGGCAAAGCACGCCCUUGGACACGAUACACGUCCGCAGGCACUCCGUCAGUCGUACGGCCUCCCAGCCGCCUAGCGAUGUCGGGAGACCAAAUCCACAAGAGGACUCGAGCAUCAUGGUCGAUAAAGGCAAGGCAAAAACCGCGUCUACGCUAUCUCCAGCCUCACCACUGUACGCUCCAGAUAUCCGUCCACCACCACCACCUCAAACACCAUCCCGACCGUCUCCCAUUGCGGAAACUCGACCAACAACAGCCCGAACCGAGAUAGGGACGCUGGACACGCCUCAUACGUUCAAAACAGCCUUUACCGCUCUGCAGCAGCUGCAAGAUCUCAAGCCCAAAGCGGACGGGAACCGGCUACCCUUCUCAGCGACCGAGAUUGCAGAAGUCAUGCGCUCCACCGAAAUCAUGAUACAGCUGAUGGGCCACGUGCAGAGAGAAGCCAAAGCCGUGGCCUCGUCCUACCCAGCAGCUCGAUCCUUCGACUCUGGCAUAAGCCUCGGCUCAAAUCCGGCUUCUAGUGGCGCUGACGAGCGUGAGGCCCGCUUUGCAGCUGGGACUGAAGCACUGCAAGGCCCGGCUUUGCCAGUCGCUGCGGAACGAGGCCACGCAGCGGUUCCACAGCCCAUCUCGGCGCCGGGGAUUGACGUGUACACGGGCGUGCGUCGUGACGGUGGGACCGGAGAAAGCAAAGAUAAGGGGAAACGCAAGGAUACUGGAAGCGAAGUAUCUUUCAUUGUUCUGGAGUGA
Cladophialophora yegresii CBS 114405 is the source of this 1731-nucleotide messenger RNA. RefSeq lists its product as uncharacterized. NCBI's taxonomy places the organism in Eukaryota, Fungi, Ascomycota, Eurotiomycetes, Chaetothyriales, Herpotrichiellaceae. The transcript is spliced from 2 exons. The coding region runs from base 1 to 1731 and encodes 576 amino acids. The record is from RefSeq and is a predicted model, not a curated record.